UACUAUUCCUUUGUCUCACACCUCAGUUUACUGUCUCUUUUAUGCAUUUCUUCUACUUUCUUCUUUUGCUUUGUGUGCUAAAUGGAGUGUGGCGACUUGAACUGCCGCACAUAUGUGCAAAGUUCUAUGUCAAAGGCAGACAGAGUGUCUUUAACUACGAAGAUAUUGAAUACUGUCUGAUGCUACGCUUCCAUUAAGUGUAUCAGAUUCAUUGGAUCUUGAAAUAAGUAACGAGCCUACAACUGUCGGAGCAAAUGAAGUUACUGAGACUACCGUUCGUCGACUUACCGUACUUCUUGAGAAACGUGCUCUAACCAAUCAAGAAGCACGAACUAAAUUUCCUGAUCAGCCAAAGCGUUUUAUGCAGUCGGAAGUGGAACUUCAGGAAACACUUGAAGAAAUGCAGAUUCUUGCAGCAAAUCCCGAAUUAUAUCCAAUCUUAGCAGAACAAACACGUCCUGUAUCUUUAUUACUGGGAUUAUUAUCCCAUGAAAAUACAGAUAUAAGUUUGUCAGUCAUUGAUCUACUCCAUGAAUUACUUGAACCAACUUGUUUAAAAGAAGCUGGUCUGGGUAAAGUGAAUACAUUUUUAGAAGUUUUAUUCUCUGGACAACUGAUUCAAUCCCUUACACAAAAUAUUACACGUUUAGAUGAGACAAAAAAAGAUGAAGCUGAGGGUGUACACAAAACCCUCGGAAUUAUUGAAAGUUUACUAGAAAUUCGUCCAGAUAUGAAUGUUAUUAUGGCAAAUCAAGGUCUGUUUGCUUGGCUUCUUCGACGUUUACAAAGACGUCCUAUAUUUGAUAAGAAUAAAUUGUAUGUCAGUGAAUUACUCUCUAUACUUCUUCAAAUGGAUGAAGCUAAUCGUCGUCAACUUGGUGAAGUUGAUGGAAUUGAUAUCCUCCUGCAACAAUUAUCUGUUUAUAAACGACAUGAUCCUAAUAGUCGUGAAGAAAUUGAAUUAAUGCACAAUCUGUUUGACUGCCUAUGUAGUUCAUUAAUGUUAACUGAAAAUAAAGAUAGAUUUUUAAAAGGUGAAGGUAUACAACUAAUGAAUCUAAUGCUUCGGUAA
Messenger RNA from Trichobilharzia regenti, 1072 nucleotides. The record is from the annotation of a GenBank genome assembly. Lineage: Eukaryota; Metazoa; Platyhelminthes; Trematoda; Strigeidida; Schistosomatidae.